Molecule: messenger RNA, 1094 nt
Organism: Canis lupus familiaris (dog)
Lineage: Eukaryota; Metazoa; Chordata; Mammalia; Carnivora; Canidae
Product: translation initiation factor IF-2-like
Exons: 5
Coding region: 1-1089 (362 amino acids)
Biological process (GO): extracellular matrix organization; positive regulation of cell-substrate adhesion
Cellular component (GO): extracellular matrix
Molecular function (GO): collagen V binding; heparin binding
Source: RefSeq, a predicted model, not a curated record
AUGGAUGAGGAGUGUUGCUUUGGCAUCCUCCCGGCUGCCAAUCAGAGCGCCCCACUUGGGCGGGUGUACAUGUGCGCACGGCCGAUCCUCGAGUGCCUCUGUGACCAAGAGGGCACGCCUGAGGCAAGGGGGCAUCCCGGGACCGCCUCUGACAGUGGUCACCCGGACCCAGCAGCCCCGGUGCACGUGCAGCUCUUCAGCCCCUCUGCUGGCCCAGGAGGUCUGCGCGGCCCAAGCGAAGUGGCCAUGAGGAGCAUGAUGCUCCCAGUCCUGGCUCUUUGGGUGGGGUGCUGCCCUGGAGGGGCCCUGGCCGAGCAGGGGCUGAGCCCGAGAGAGCCCGCGGCAACGCCAACCUCCCCGGGCAUGCUGACCCUGCAGCCCCCACCGCCCAGCUGGCCUGGGCCCCCCAAUGGACAGAGAUGCAGCCUCUCAGCCAGGCGGGGGGCCCAGCCACCCCAGCCCACACUGGCUCCUUCUGCAGGUCAGGCGCGACCCACCCUCAGCAACAGCGGCCUGGACAGGCCUGAGGAAGGAGCCCAUGAAGCCUGCACCCAGCCCCCAGGCCCCAGCCGGAAGGCCCUUGCCAGGCCAAGGCCGGCUCAGAGGGAGGCGUCGCCCCCAGCAGCCUGGGACCAGGAGUGGAGUCACUACAAGGGGCCCAGCAGCAAGUGGGCCCAGCCACAGGCCGUAGCCGAAGCCCAAGAGCGGGCGGUGGCCACCAGAGAAGGUCAAGGCAGGAAGACAGGAGGCCGGGGGGCCAGGAGAAGGGGCCCAAAGCCCAGGAGGCCCCCCAAAGGGGUCCUCCGCCGACCUGGCUCAGGGAGCCGGCCUCAAAAGAAGGAUGACAGCCAAGGCCAAGGUGGCGGCUGCACCGAGGAGACCACAGACCGUGAGCGGAAGAGGCCGAGGAGCAGGCAAGGGCACGGACACAGGUUUCCGGACCUGGGUGCCGCCGAGCAGGCCAUGCCCCCCCUGCCAGCCUCCUGCCUCCUGGCCCGGGCGGCCAUCGCCUGCAGCAAUGUCAAGAUGAAACACAUCCCUGCCCUGACUGACCCCGGCCUAGCCACGCUCUACCUGGCCGGUAGGUGACCCCU